UUAUACAAACUUGUUUCAACACUGCAAGGCAGAUAUGUCUACAAGCUUAGUACAAGGCGCAAGCAGAGGGUUGGGAUUGCAGUUUUGUAAAAGCUUGCUUGACAAAGGUUCCAUCGUCAUAGCUACCUGCAGAAAUCCUGAGAAUGCGUCAAAUCUGCAGAAUUUGCGCCAACAAAAUUCAGAAAAACUUUUCAUCCACAGGCUUGAUGUAACGAAUGAAGAACAUGUAGCGCAAGUUGCAAGUGAGGUACAGGCAAAGUUUGGAAAACUGGAUUUAUUAAUUAACUCAGCAGGACUGUUGCACCCGUCAGGCAGAGGAGAGACAAGCUUGAAGGAUGUAACUCCAAAGGGGAUACUAGACACAUUUUCAACUAAUACAGUGGGUCCUUUGGUGAUGGCCAAACAUUUCAUGCCACUAUUGCAGAAGGGAAGUGGAAACAUUGGAACACAACAUCCAGAUCCCAAAAAUCAGCAUAAGGCAGUUCUAGUCAAUAUGUCAGCCAAAGUUGGAUCAAUAACAGACAAUGGUUUAGGAGGGUGGUACAGUUAUAGGAUGUCAAAGGCAGCUCUAAACAUGGCCAACAAGAAUCUCAGCAUAGAGCUAGGGCGUGGCAAGAACAAAGUGAUAUGUGUGGUACUGCACCCAGGGACAGUGGAUACAGACCUGUCCAGGCCAUAUCACAAGAAUGUACCAGAAGGAAAACUUUUUACUGUGGAAUACUCUGUAGGUUGUUUAUUAAAAAUUAUUGAUAGCUUAAGUUAUUUAGAUACUGGCAAAUAUUAUUCAUGGGAUCACAAGGAAUUGCCAUUUUGAUGGAAAGUGAUAACAUUUUCUUGUAUUAAUUUUUUUUCUUUUCUUUUUUUUUUUUUGUUUGUAUUCUGAAAUUUUAAACCAGUGUCUAGAGAUGAUUUUUCACAUAAUAAUUCUUAUUAAUUCUUUUUUUUUAAUUUAAAGAAUUUCAAAGGAUUUGUAUUAUUGAAAGUCAUGUAAAAUUGAACCAAAAUAUGUGUGUUGUGUCAGUUGAAGACCUGGACAUAUUUCAUCACAUUUCAAACAGUGGGUGUUUCUUUUAGCCUGGGUCACACUGCGCUUGCAACCUUUUUGCAACCACAAAAUCUGGCAGUCCCGUCAUGCACUUUGUUACUUUCCAAAUAGGGACUGUUUACUGAAACCAAAUAAAGUCCACAGUUGAAUGACUGUCACCUUGUGCUUGCCUUAUCAAAUCAUACCUCACAGUCCCAUUCUGAAAUUUGUCCUCUCUGAUCACUUUCUUUUUAUAAAUUUUUGUGAACGUGUUCUCUUGAGACCAACAGUGUACACGCCUUUCAUAAAUCACAUUACUAAUAGAUGAGUUCCAGCAGAAAAUGAUUCUUAGCGAAGACAGAGCAAAUCAUGCUGUACUCAGUAUACUGUAACCUAAUCCUUUUUCAAAUAAACAAGUGAGAAAUUCUAUGACAUUAUUCACAAAAGGCAAAACUUGAUUAAUUUGUUUUUCAUCACAAUACUGUAUCCAUCUUUGAAUAUAUGUUUGAUAUCCUUCUUUGUGGAUUGUUUCCAUGAUGCCAUGAUGAUUCUGGUUGCUUCUGCUGAAUAUCCUCUCUUUUUGACAAACAACAUGCAAGCAUGACUAGUUUGUUUGUUAGUGGAUGGACUUGUUUCGUGUGGUGUAAAGACAGGAGGUUCCUUUUAUUUGGAAGAAUCACUGGCACAUCCACUAAGAGUUGCAUUAAAGGGCUGAACCAUAUCUGAGUCUCCCACAGUGGCACUAUAAAAAUUGCUUGAACUUGACUGCCCUGGACCCUCUGAAUGCAGCAUUAGGACAGAGGGUAUGGUUAAGGAUGAAGUGUUCAAUGGAGACAGAAAAGUUGUGUCAAUUUGAGGGCGUUGAGGAGUAAACGAAAUGAGAUGCAGGCCUGUAAUUGAGCUGUGCUCCUUGGUUGCCUGCUUUUAAAAUUAAGUCCAUGCUCUGUUGCUGAAAUAUCGCCCACUGCUGCUCAGACAGGUUAUCAACUUUCUAAGCCAAAUACUAGCAAAAUGCUUUUCUGCUAGAUGUAGGUUGCUGAUCACUGAUAGUUUUACAAAGAUUGAGGAUGUUCUGUUCAACUGUAUCUGUCUUCCUUCUGUUGGUCUCGGUGCUGCUGGUUGAAAGGACUUCCUCUUCUUUGUUAUCCUCUUCAUUUUGUCCAGGAGGCAAUAAUUGAAUAUGUGAAAAACAUUAAAGGAACAUAUUAUACAAAAUAAAAGUUAUUUUUUUAGUUUGUUAUUUUGUAAUAAUGAGAAUUGGAUAUUAUUUCGCUUAGUGUUGCUGUACAUAAUUAACAAGAUCUUGGACUAACCAAGCCUAGUUGUGGAUGGACAUAUGCUUUUCCAAGAAGGAAAACCUCUCCAUCACCCACUGUUGCCUAGCAGUAAAGUGUCUUCUUCCCUGUCCAGACCUAACCUUUCUAACCCUACCAUACAUUGUUCUCAUGUACCGAACCACUGCCAUAACUGUUGUCCUUAAAUAUAAUAUGCAGUUUGUCAAUAUGCGGUUCAGAGAAAGUUCGUAUGUUAAGUCCAUUGUUUCCACAUUUUCUACGGACAGCUCAGCAGACAUCAAAAUUGAUGCUCGUUGAAACAGCUUCGUUAGCUGGGCUCGGUUCACCAACCGGAGUAUCUGAUUUUUCUCUGCAGCCAUAGUUAUCCUGGUCACGGCACCAUAAAAUGUCAUUAUGCGGUUCAGUGAAAAAAUUGGAGUUGAACAACUAUUAAUUUAUUAUCUACAGAGAAAGAUCAAAAACUACCCACUCAAUGAGUAGGGCGUGAAUAUAUACAAAGUAAGCAACAGGAGGCAGACUUUAAACUGUAAAUACAUGUCCACUACAGACAUUGAGAUAUGAGCUUUAAAAUACGUUACUAGAACUGAUCGUGCAGUUCGUUGUGCACACCUGUGCAGAAUUUGUCCCUCAUAAGCUCCUGAUGGACAUAUACU
Molecule: messenger RNA, 2972 nt
Organism: Lingula anatina
Lineage: Eukaryota; Metazoa; Brachiopoda; Lingulata; Lingulida; Lingulidae
Cellular component (GO): cytoplasm
Molecular function (GO): oxidoreductase activity
Source: RefSeq, a predicted model, not a curated record